Drosophila pseudoobscura is the source of this 1751-nucleotide messenger RNA. RefSeq lists its product as uncharacterized. Gene Ontology annotation, molecular function: cyclin-dependent protein serine/threonine kinase regulator activity. Gene Ontology annotation, cellular component: cyclin-dependent protein kinase holoenzyme complex; cytoplasm; nucleus. Lineage: Eukaryota; Metazoa; Arthropoda; Insecta; Diptera; Drosophilidae. Gene Ontology annotation, biological process: regulation of cyclin-dependent protein serine/threonine kinase activity; mitotic cell cycle phase transition. The transcript is spliced from 4 exons. The coding region runs from base 126 to 1499 and encodes 457 amino acids. The record is from RefSeq and is a predicted model, not a curated record.
GGACGGUCACAUUGACAAGAGCCGUUAGAGCGGCCAUGUUUUUCUUGUUGUGUUCUUUGUAAAAAAAAAGCCGCAAGUCAUAAUUUUUGUAGACUGCGGAAUAAGAUUAAAAAAACGUAAUUUUAAUGCAAGUGAAUGAAAUGGCGCCAACCACCAUCGAAGAGAAUGCUUUUGCAUUAGGAAAGCGAGAUGUACCGGAUCAGUUUCAACUGGAUCCUGAGCGUCUCUGGAAGACGCAUUGGCUCACCGUUUAUGCCCAGGACAUAUUUGUGAACAUGAAGGAGGCAGAGAUGCGUCGUCGUCCCAUAUUAUUCAACUCCAUGCAGCUGGAGGAGCGCCCCAAAUUGUUUCAGCUUUGUCAAUUCGCAGCGCAAAAGUACACACUGAAUCGCGCCUCAGUACAUUUGGGUAUCUACUAUAUGGAUUGUAUGACCGACUACUACACGAUUAGUAGCGAAAAACUGCCAUUGCUGGCCCUCACAUGUCUUCACAUUGCGGCCCAGAUCGAAGACAACGAUGCGAGUGUGCCGCGCUACAGCGAACUGAACUGCCUGAUACCUGGUUCGUUGUACACCGUUUUCGAAUACAAUGUGGUGGAGCGCAAGGUGCUGGCCAGCCUGAAUUUUGAGCUAAUGCGUCCCACCACGGCCAGCUUUGUGGAGUUUUUUGCUUGCAGCUUCCUCACGCGCAACGACUUCGCCCACUACAAGGCCAUGCUGGAGAACAAUCCUAGCGAGCCAAACGAUCAAUCGCCAUUGCACUACGAAAGCUUUGCAGUCAUGAUGUCGGCCUUGUCGCAGCUGCUGCUCCGCCUGGCAGACUGUACAUUGAGCAUUACAAGUUUUACAAACACGCGACCUUCUUUAUUGGCCGCCGCCUGCAUAGGAGCGGUGCGUCAUCUAAGCGGACUCAAGUGCUGGUCACAGUAUCUCUCCAAACUGACAUCUUAUCUGGAACACGAGGUUGAGCCAUUGGUGAGGGAGAUCACAAAGUACUAUAACUGGCAGCAGAACAGCUCCGUGGCGCCCAAUGCCCUGCCAACAUACGUAAACAUGGGCCAAUCUUCGGCAGAUACCAUUAAUCCCAAUUGCUCCACAACGGACUCUGGCGUUGGGGAUUCGAUGGUCAUAGUAAAGGAAUCGGUGACCGUGCAGCAGGAUAUAAUUACUGUGCAGGUGCAGAAACCUGCUGUUCCAGGGUCCGAUCUAGCUGGAGUUGUUCAAGAAGAGCCGCCGGAACAAGCUGUCUUUUCUCAGGAAGAGCUGCAGAUAGCAGCUGUCUUUUCUCUAGCAGAGCUGCAGGAAAAGACUAACUUACAAUACGAAGAGCAGCAGACACAGACAACCUUAGAGCUGAAUGAAUUAGCAUUAGACACCAAGGAAAAAGCGAAGAAAUUAGAUAAAGAAGUGGUCAUAAAAGAACUGGAACGUGCUUUCAAGCGCAAGCGUGUAGAUUAUGACUGCCAAGAUGAGCCGCAAGCGAAGCGUCUUACCGACUGACCAAUUUCAAUAUAUUGAUUCGGUAAUCAGGUUUACCGAAGACCAAAACUCACAAGCUCAAGCGCACUGAAGAUGAUUGCUAAGCAAAUAGGUUUAUAAUUUCAUAGAAGUACCAGAAGCACUUACACACUAUUCUUUAAACACAUACCCCACGCGGAUGGGUAUACUUCAAAAUCAUGCUGUUUCUCAUGCGAUAUCCCCAUUCAAUUGUAUUGAACACUCCCAUAUCGUAAUGCAUACACAAAAAUUUCA